Molecule: messenger RNA, 933 nt
Organism: Nematolebias whitei (Rio pearlfish)
Lineage: Eukaryota; Metazoa; Chordata; Actinopteri; Cyprinodontiformes; Rivulidae
Product: palmitoyltransferase ZDHHC3-A-like
Exons: 6
Coding region: 220-933 (237 amino acids)
Biological process (GO): protein targeting to membrane; peptidyl-L-cysteine S-palmitoylation
Cellular component (GO): endoplasmic reticulum; Golgi apparatus
Molecular function (GO): protein-cysteine S-palmitoyltransferase activity
Source: RefSeq, a predicted model, not a curated record
AUGCGUCAUGACGUCACGUUUUUGCUGUUCAUGGGGAAGUUGAAAAGAUCAGCAGCAGCUGGAGGAAAGGACUAACGGCAAGCAGAAGAUGAUGAAGUGGCAGGUUAGAGGAGCUGUGUUAACUUGAGACCUGUUUCUGACCAGCAUGAGUGGUGACUGAGGCCUGACGGUGCCCUGGCUCCAGUGGCAGUAACAACAGGCAUCCAUCUUGGAUGAAGGAUGAAGAGCCCGGUGCACAGGUGCAGGGAUGUGGAGCACGGUCGUGGGCAGACUGCAACUAGGGCUGGGUCCAGCUGCCUGCAGCCUGAAGAGUGCAUCCCUGUCUCCAAAGACGUCAUCACCUCCUCCUCUUCCUCAGCCAUGUGGUUCAUCAGGGAUACCUGUGGCAUCGUGUGCGCCAUCAUCACAUGGCUGCUGGUGUUCUAUGCUGAUUUUGUUGUGCUGUGUGUAAUGCUGAUACCGUCCAGAAACCUUACAUACAACAUUGUGAACGGGAUUUUGUUCAACAUUCUGGCCGUCCUUGCUCUCGCCUCACACCUCAGGGCUAUGUGCACUGACCCUGGGGCGGUGCCAAAAGGGAAUGCUACUAAGGAAUACAUAGAAAGCCUUCAGCUGAAACCAGGGCAGGUGGUCUACAAGUGUCCCAAGUGCUGCAGCAUCAAGCCUGACCGAGCACACCACUGCAGUGUGUGCAAACGAUGUAUACGGAAGAUGGACCACCACUGUCCGUGGGUCAACAACUGCGUUGGAGAGAACAACCAAAAGUACUUUGUGCUUUUCACAAUGUACAUUGCACUUAUCUCUCUCCACACUCUGGUCUUGGUGGGUUUCCAUUUUUUCUACUGCUUUGAAGAUGAUUGGACAAGUGUUGCAGCAGUCCACCUCCAGUUUUACAUGAACAGCUCAGAUGAGCUCAUCAGUGUCUCACAAUGA